This is a messenger RNA of Scleropages formosus (Asian bonytongue), 1604 nucleotides long. RefSeq names its product arrestin domain containing 1b (gene arrdc1b). Gene Ontology annotation, cellular component: cytoplasm. The transcript has 8 exons. Gene Ontology annotation, biological process: protein transport. The coding region runs from base 109 to 1461 and encodes 450 amino acids. Gene Ontology annotation, molecular function: ubiquitin-like ligase-substrate adaptor activity; ubiquitin protein ligase binding. NCBI's taxonomy places the organism in Eukaryota, Metazoa, Chordata, Actinopteri, Osteoglossiformes, Osteoglossidae. The record is from RefSeq and is a predicted model, not a curated record.
CGCGCACGGAGGCUCGGGGCAGGUGGAGCGCGCGCGCGCGGCUCCCGUUCCCGCACGAGUCACAACCGCGCAGCGUAGCCCUUCGCUCCGCACGCGGCCAGCAUCAUCAUGGGCAAGCUGCAGGAAUUCGAGAUCUCCUUCGCCAGCAACAAGGUGGUGUACAGCCCCGGGGAGUCCAUCUCGGGGACGGUGAAGAUCACCACGGCGACCCCCCUGCAGUGCAAAGGCAUCAAGGUGAACUGCUUGGGCUCCUGCGGAGUGUCCAACAAGAUGAACGACACGUCUUGGGCCGUGGAGGAGCAGUACUUCAGCCGUACGCUGUCGGUGGCGGACAAAGGCACGCUGCCCCAGGGUACACACAGCUUUUCCUUCCAGUUCCUCAUUCCAGCCUCCACUCCAACCUCCUUUGAGGGACCGUUUGGGAAGAUCGAGUACCGAAUGCGAGCUGUCAUAGACACGCCCCGCUUCUCCAAGGACUACAAGGCCCACAAGAACUUCUAUCUGCUCAACCUUCUCAAUCUCAACGAAGUGCCUGACAUCGAGAAACCCAGCUCAGCCGUGACUACGAAGAAAUUCAGUUAUCACCUGGUGAAGUCGGGGACGCUGAUGCUGAAGGCCAGGAGUGAUCUGCGGGGCUACACCCCUGGCCAGGUUAUCAAACUGGCCACAGAAAUACACAACAAGUCCAGCAAAGACACUGGCUGCGUCCUGGCCAGUCUCAUCCAGAAGGUCACCUACAAGACCAAGCGGGCAAUCUACGACCUGCGGACAAUCGCCGAGGUGGAGGGGGCGGGCGUGAAGGCAGGCAAGCAUGCCGAGUGGAAGGAGGAGAUAAUUGUGCCACCGCUGCCGCAGUCAGGCCUUGCAGGGUGCAGCCUCAUCGAGAUCGACUACUUCAUCCAGGUCUCGCUGAAGUCCCCCGAUGUCGUGGUGACUCUACCCAUCUACAUCGGAAACAUCGCCGUCAACGUAACCCCGUCGCGACCGGUGCCUCCGACCCCAGCCCCUCGCCUCCCGCCCCGCCCUGCCUCGCACCUGGGCCCCACGUCGAGCCCCGGGGGAUUGACGCCCAGCGCCCCACCGGCAGAGGAUGAGCUGGAGGAGGAGGUGGGUGCCGGGGGACUGGUCAGCGAGGAGAUCCCCACCAAGAGCCACUCUCAGCAGGACGCCUCUGGCCGCCAGCCCUCUGUGUCCCCCAGCGCAUUCAGCUACGCCCCAGGCCUCACCUUCUCCCAGAACCAGCGGCGUUCGGACGAGACGGACUCCUCGGGGCCCCUGUUCUGCGUCUCCACGGGGGCUACCAUCCCGUUCUUUGUGGAAGGCAGCGCUAACCCGGUGCCCACUUCCUGUCCGCUCAUUUUGCCGCCCGAGUACAGCAGCUCCGGGUACCCGCACGAGCCCCCACCCAGCUACGAGGAGAGCUGUAGCAGUGAGAACUCCAGCUUCAGCGGCAGGAGGUAGACCACAAGGCAGGGUGUGAGACACCACUGUUGUCUGUCUCCCUCAAGGAGCCCUACAGCCCCCUACUGGACAAAUGGGACACUGCAUCAGCCUCUUUUUUUUUAAAAAAAAAAUUUUUUGAAAAGGGGACUUUAGCUCAUUUC